AUGAGUAAUGUCCGUGGACUAAAUGCUCCGGACAAACAUCGGCUUUUUUCUUCUUGGCUUACUACUUUUAAACCCCUUUUUGGCGCUAUUCUAGAAACUCAUAUCAAAGAACCAAACUUGAACCACAUUAUGAAUCUUACCUGUCCAGGAUGGAAUUUUGUCUCCAACCACCAAUCAGACGAUGACGGGAGAAUUGUUAUCAUCUUCAAGCAGCCCAAGCAGUUUCUAACCUGCCAUAUUACAAUCCCAGGAGGUCACUCUUUCUUCUUCACUGCGGUUUAUGCUUCGAACCUUUGUGCAGAACGAACUGGCCUUUGGUGCGAGCUCAUCCACAUACAGCACUCGCUCUCUCUUGGUAACUGCCUGUGGGUUGUUUGUGGAGACUUCAAUCAGAUUACUCAUCCGCUUGAACAUUCAGAUCCUGCAGUGGAUCAUAUUACAUCAGAUAUGCUGGAAAUGAGGGACUGUAUGAUGCAAUUAGAUCUCUUUGACCUGAGAUACCAGGGACCCACCUUCACUUGGACUAAUAAGCAGCCUGCUGAUCCCUGCGCGAAAAAGCUUGACAGACUCCUAGUUAAUAAUCACUGGUUAUCCAACUACCCGGAUAGUGCUGCUUCUUUCUUAGCUCCUGAUUUCUCAGAUCAUGCCCCUUGCCUCUUAAAUCUCGCUUUUCCCCUUCCUUUGGCAGGGACAAAACCCUUCAAAUUUUUCAAUCACCUAACCAAACACCCCUCCUUCCUCCCACUGAUUGAAAACGCUUGGAUCCAAGCCGGAGCUUCUCUGCAUCAGGGAACAUGUUUGUCAUUGUUGUGUGCAAAGCAAAAAACACUAAAAAGAGAGCUCAUAAUCUUAACCAUGGAAAUUUUUUCCGAUAUUCAGAAACGUGUGAGAGAGACUAACGAUUUACUUAUAUCUGUGCAGGGCUUGUUAUCUCUGAUCCUCAAGAAAUGUGCAACCUUGCUGUUUCUCACUUCCAAGGAAUUCUUGCCCCUGCUUCCAUGGACCCAAUCACUCAUCAAAGAUAAGAGAGAAGGGGGAUUAGGAGUGAGAGACUUACUAAACUGGAACAAAGCGUGCCUCUUCAAGCUUAUUUGGAUGAUAUUCUUCAGGGGAGAUUCGAUUUGGGUCUCCUGGUUCAGGAAAGAGAUAUUGUCUGACUUUUUAGGCAACUUUUGGACUCAAAAACCAAAUCAAAGAUUCUCGUGGUUAUCAAAUAAAAUGCUCAAGUCAAGAGAAGAAGUGUACCCUUGGAUUAAAUUAAAGGUGGGGAAUGGAGUCUCUUGUCGCUUCUGGGAAGAUAAUUGGAGCUCGUUGGGAAGAUUAUCUAGCUUUUUGGGGAUGGAGGGUCCACGCCAGGUGGGAAUAACAAGAGAUGCGAGGUUGGCAGACUUGUGGCGUCAGGGAGCUUGGAGUUUACCUCCAGCUAGAUCGGAGAAACAAGUAACUAUCCAACUCCAGCUAACGUUGAUACAACUCUCCUCUGAAACCGAUGAUGUGUAUGAAUGGUGGAUUGAUGAUGUGAUAAAGCAGAAGCACAACACUGGCAGUAUAUACACGGCACUAAGGGAGCGCUUACCGUCGGUUCCUUGGUACGGAAUAGUCUGGACCUCUCGAGACCCCCUCUGUCUUCUAUGUGCUUCAACGGAUGAAUCGCGAGACCACCUCCUCUUUCAGUGCCCUUAUAGUUGGGAAAUCUGGACCUCAAUCUGUCAUCGUUGCUCCCAUACCCCUCACCAUACUUGGUCUGAUACUAUUGCUGAUCUCUGCAACUUUUCGGGAAAUAGACAUAAAAAACACCUUCUUCUGAUAGCUUGGCAAGCGACAAUUUAUACAAUCUGGUUGGAGAGAAACAAUCGACUUCACAGAAACAACUACUGCUCAGCUAAUAAUCAGAUAGAUUGA
Messenger RNA from Thlaspi arvense, 1902 nucleotides. The record is from the annotation of a GenBank genome assembly. NCBI's taxonomy places the organism in Eukaryota, Viridiplantae, Streptophyta, Magnoliopsida, Brassicales, Brassicaceae.